Molecule: messenger RNA, 1957 nt
Organism: Sphaeramia orbicularis (orbiculate cardinalfish)
Lineage: Eukaryota; Metazoa; Chordata; Actinopteri; Kurtiformes; Apogonidae
Gene: cry5
Product: cryptochrome circadian regulator 5
Exons: 11
Coding region: 115-1683 (522 amino acids)
Biological process (GO): entrainment of circadian clock by photoperiod; circadian regulation of gene expression
Cellular component (GO): nucleus; cytoplasm
Molecular function (GO): FAD binding; DNA binding; deoxyribodipyrimidine photo-lyase activity
Source: RefSeq, a predicted model, not a curated record
GUACUGCGCUUCUGAUGUUUUGUAACACAUCCAGCGUGUGUGUUACCAAACGUAUUUUUCAGAAAACAAAGUAGCAUCUACAGCGGAAGUGGCUUUGAUUGAGGUAACACCAUCAUGGCUCAUACAUGCAUCCACUGGUUCCGUAAGGGACUCAGGCUGCACGAUAACCCAGCUCUGAUGGCAGCUCUGAGGGACUGUAAGGAGAUUUACCCUGUGUUUAUUCUGGACCCUUACCUCCAUAAUGACACAUGUGUGGGCAUCAACCGCUGGAGAUUCCUCAUUGGAGCUCUUAAAGACUUAGACUGCAGCCUUAAGAAACUCAACUCCAGGCUGUUUGUUUUAAGAGGAAAACCAGAGGAUGUGUUCCCAAAGUUGUUUGAUAAGUGGAAAGUGACAAAGUUGACAUAUGAGUAUGACACCGAGCCAUACAGUCUGAGUCGGGACAAAACUGUGACCAAACUGGCCAAAGAACAUGGAGUCGAAGUCAUCUAUAAAGUCUCACACACGCUCUAUGACAUAGACAGGAUAAUAGAGGAAAACAAUGGGAAGGCUCCUCUUACAUAUAACCGUAUGCAGGCCAUAGUGAACAGCCUCGGUCCUCCAAAGAGGCCUGUUCCAGCUCCAUCUGCAGAGGACAUGAAGGAUGUGAAGACCCCUUAUUCAGAGGAUCAUGAGAAGAAUUAUGGGAUUCCUACCCUGGAGGAGCUCGGUCUGGACACUUCAUCUCUGACUGAGGAACUGUUUCCAGGAGGAGAACAGGAGGCUCUGAAGAGAAUAGAUGAACACAUGACACGAACGGCUUGGGUCUGUAGCUUCGAGAAGCCCCAGACUUCUCCAAACUCUUUAAUGCCGAGCACCACUGUCCUCAGUCCAUAUGUCACUUUUGGCUGCCUGUCCGCACGAACCUUCUGGUGGAGGCUGACUGAAGUCUAUCAGGGGAAGAAGCAUUCGUCUCCUCCAGUUUCCCUGCAUGGUCAGCUGCUCUGGAGAGAGUUCUUCUACACAGCCAGUGUGGGUAUCCCCAACUUUAACAAGAUGGAGGGAAACCCUGUAUGUACUCAGGUGGACUGGGACACUAACUCUGAAUAUCUGACUGCAUGGAGAGAGGCUCGGACUGGAUUCCCAUUCAUUGAUGCCAUCAUGACUCAGCUGAGGCAGGAGGGAUGGAUCCACCAUCUGGCCAGACAUGCUGUUGCUUGCUUUCUCACCAGAGGAGAUCUUUGGAUCAGCUGGGAAGAAGGGCAAAGGGUGUUUGAGGAGCUUUUAUUGGAUGGAGACUGGGCUCUGAAUGCUGGGAACUGGCAGUGGCUCUCAGCAAGUGCCUUCUUCCACCAGUUCUUCAGAGUUUACUCACCCAUUGCAUUUGGAAAAAAGACAGACAAAAAUGGAGCUUACAUCAAGAAGUACCUUCCUCUCCUGAAGAAGUUCCCCCCAGAGUAUAUCUAUGAACCCUGGAAAGCUCCUCGCAGCAUCCAGCAAGCAGCAGGGUGCAUUGUGGGUAAAGACUACCCCCUGCCCAUUGUUCAGCAUGAAAUUAUCAGCAAAAAGAACAUUCAGAGGAUGAAGUUAGCUUAUGCCAAGAGAUCCACAGACACAGCUGAUUCACCCAGCAAAAAGAAAGGUGAGAAACGCAAGGCACCAUCUGUCGUCGACAUGCUGAAGAAGAAAGGAAAAAGAAAUUAGAAAAUAGCCUACUCAUAAAUAACAAAACAUGUAAGAACUGAAUCUGUUUUUCUGUAUUUAGAGUUACGUGAGGGAGGGUAGUGAAGAUUCUGACCCUGGGUGAAGUUAAGAUUUGUAAACAUUGAUGUUGUCUCUUUCUGUUAAAGAUCGCAGCCUGUUUGGACAAUGUUUGUCCCCCUCAUAGGACAUUCAUUGCUUUUUUAAAGACUACUUUUGGAUGUUUGUAUUCAAUCCAAAUGCCUUUUUAUUCUGAAUAAAUACCAAAAAUUAGGUA